GCUGCAAACUUUAUGCGCAGGCAGAGCGCUGGAGGAAGUUGUUAAUUCUAGUUUUGUUUUCAUUUCUGAACUUUCGGCUCGGGUUUUAUGAAGUAGGAAAGCAAGCAGAAUAAUCCUGUCCUCUUUUGGAGUGUGCAGUUCUAGUUUGAGGUUUGUUUUUGUCCAGUCGUCCUUUUAUUUGUUCAGCAUCAGAUCCAGAGGGAUGAAGGAGCUGCAGAAGGAGCUGCUGGGGUGAAGGAGGAGGAGAAGAAGGAGACAGUAAAGCUGAUUUCAUGUGUGUUUGUCAGCCCAGCGUUACUCCCGUUUCAGAGCGAAAUGACAGAAGUGCGAUGCAGAAAACUGGUUGAGAAGGACGACGCGACGUCUGAGGUGCACCAACAGCAUGAGGAAGGUGUUCUGAGGGAUGAGGAGGGUUGUGAUGGUGUGGGAACAGACGCGGGCUCUGCUGUAAACGAAGGCAUGGAGAGCGGAGCAGACGCAGACGAUGCGAGAACAGACGCAGACCAGACGGAGUCUCCGUCUCCCUCUGCCGAGGAGGAGAAAAAGGACGAGCAGGACUCCAACUCCUGCACGACUUCAGCCAAGGCAACAAAGACGAGCAGCAAAUCAGUGGUGUUUCAGAGGUUAGCGAAGCUCUUUAUCGGCUGUGUGGCAGCCAUCACCUGUGGGAUGAUGUACGCCGUGUACCUGAGCACAUACCACGAGAGGAAGUUCUGGUUCUCCACUCGCCAGGAGCUGGAGAGAGAGAUCACCUUCCAGGGAGGCAGUGGUCUUUAUUACUACUACUACAAGCACAUGCUGUUCGCCUCAUCCUUUGAGAAAGGUGUGUAUGAGCUGAUGCAGGAUAACAGGACAUUAUCUGGUCAGACCAUUAAUGCAGUGGACCAGCUGUCUCUCUACCCCGAGCUCCUCAGCAGCCUGCUGUACAAACUGAGUGGCAGUCAGGAAUCCAUAGAACCGGUUUAUUUCUACAUCGGCGUGGUGUUUGCGCUGCAGGCCAUCUACGUGACGGCUCUGUUUAUCUGCAGCUGGGUGAUGAGCGGCACGUGGGUGGCUGGGAUGCUGACAGUGGCCUGGUUCAUCAUUAACAGGCCCGACACGACAAAAGUGGACUACGCCAUUCCUUUGAGAGAUAACUGGGCUCUCCCUUACUUCUCCUGCCAAGUAGCUGCUUUAACUGGCUUCCUGAGCAACAACAUCAGCUCUACAGCCGAGAUGUUCUGUUACCUGCUAAUGAGCGUAACGACGUUCACCUUCAUAGUGAUGUGGGAGCACAGCCACUACAUACUGUUUGUACAGGGACUUGCGCUCUUACUACUGGACUGCUUUGACCUCAUACCAGCACGCAAGACAGCAGAUGUCCAUAAGGUGUAUCUGAGCUCUCUGUUAUUGGCCUACAUUCUGCAGUAUCAGAAGCCCAGUCUGCUUUCCUGUCCUCUCCUCAGUCUGCUUCUAGCCAACGUACUGGCCAAAUACCUGCAGCAAAAAAUGAAGAUGGGCCCGCUGGUGGCGAGACUGAUGAAGAUCGUGCUGCACCUGUACUUGGUUUUCACCGCGAGCAUCACCUUCAACUACCUGAUAAAGAGAAUCUUUCCAGUCAAUCAGAGUGACUUCAUACUGAAAUUCCUGGAGGUCAGGUUCGGACUGAACUCGACAACAGAGUUUAUACCGAACUUGCUGCUGUGUGACAGUGGUUUCCAAGCUCCAGGACAGGACUUCUUCCUGCGUCUCACACACGCCUCUGUCCUGCCUUUUUAUUUGCUCGUGCUGCUCGUCUGCGUGCUCUCAAUCAUGCAGACCAUCUACAGAAGACUCAGUGGUGAGCGUGCGAUGGGCAGCGUGCAGAUGGAGGACGGGCGGAUUGGAGAGCGGCCAGAGGUGAUCUACCACGUGUUCCACACAUUGCUGUUUGGAGCUCUUGCCAUGCUGUUUCAGGGGUAUUUACACAUCGCUAUUGCUAUGAUGAAGUAUCUCUGGACCCCAUACGUGUGCAUGUUCACUGCGUUUGGGGUGUGUUCACCAGAGCUCUGGAUGACUGUGUUUAGAUGGCUUAGACUAAAGUCUGUCCAUCCUGUAGUGCUGGCACUAAUCCUGAGCACUGCAGUACCGACCAUCAUUGGUUUCAGCUUAUGGAGAGAGUACUUCCCACGUGUGCUGUCAGAGCUUACAGAAGUACAGGAGUUUUAUGAUCCUGAUACAGUGGAGCUAAUGAACUGGAUUAGGAGUCAGGCUCCGCUCUCGGCUGUGUUUGCAGCGAGUCCUGCGCUGUCAGGAACUGUGAAGGUGUGCACGGGCUGGCCGGUCACCAGCCUCCCACUCUACGCAGACCUCAGCCUGCUGCAGAGGACCGAGAGUACAUAUCAGGUUUAUGCCAUGAGGUCUGCUGAGGACGUCUAUAAGCUGCUGACAGCUCAGAAGUCAAGUUACGUCAUCGUCGAAGAGGACCUGUGUAACGAGAUGAGUCCUGUCAGAGGCUGCAGGAUCAAAGACCUGCUCGACUAUGCAAAUGGCCAUGUGGUGUAUGACAAAGGGGAAAUGUACACUUUCUCCAAACAUGGGCGAUUCUGUCACGAGAUCAAAAUGAACUACUCUCCAUACACCAACUACUUCACGCGAGUGUUCUGGAACCGCUCGUACCAUGUCUACAAAGUCAACUCUGUCAUCUCCUUUCAAUACUGACACCUGCUUUCAUCAAUUCUGAUCAAUACAGUCAACUCCGUCACCACCUCCCCCAAUACUGAUGAAUGAAGAGUCAACUCCGUCACCACCUCCCCCCACUACUGAUGAAUGAAGAGUCAACUCUGUCACCACCUCCCCCCAAUACUGAUGAAUGCAGAGUCAACUCAGUCACCACCUCCCCCCAGUACUGAUGAAUGCAGAGUCAACUCAGUCACCACCUCCCCCCAGUACUGAUGAAUGCAGAGUCAAUUCCGUCACCACCUCUCUCAAUACUAAUGAAUACGGCAUCAAUUCCUUCACCACCUCUCUCAAUACUAAUGAACACGCCGUCAAUUCUGUCACCACCUCCCUCAGUACUAAUGAAUAUGACGUCAGUUCCAUCACCACCUCCCUAAUACUGAUGAAUACAUUCAAGUCCGUCACCACCUCUCCCAAUGCUGAUGAAUGCAGAGUCAACUCCGUCACCACCUUCCAAAACCGACAGCUACCAAAUCAGUUCAGUCGUCCUCUCAAAAUACCAAUGACUAUGGAGUUAACUUUAUGGAAGUCCACACAGUCAACUCAGUCACCCUUUUCAAUACUGAUAGAUCCCAAGUCAAGCCUUUUACUGAAUUCCAACACCAGUGUCUAGAGUUAAUUCCAUCAUGCCCUUCCAAUAUUUAUGCCUCUUUUUUUCCCCCCCCCCCUCCUUUUUUCGACCCUCACUCCUCAACUAGCUCUGUGUUACUGAUUAUCUGAAAUCCAGUACAGUGGGAGUAGAAAUCCUCCGAGGUAUUGGAGAAUGGAUUUUAAAAUGUUUCACAUUGCAGUUAUGCACAACAACGUUUAGUACUGUUUUGUGUGUGUGUGUGUGUCACAGAUCUGUUCAGGUGUCCAGUUACAGGACCUGUUCAGUAUCUGUAGUUCUGCCUCUGAGCUUUUUUGUUGUGAAUGCACAGCCCUGUGGUGGCCGUGUUUUUGAAAGCUGCUGUCCGGCUAUGAAAAGACCUUCCAGAAAGGCUGCCACUGGUGGGUGUUGGGGCUGUGGUCUGAGAGGGAAUCAUGGGUAGUGCAGGCUGGCUCUGUGACUGCCGAAAGUGGAAUUUGCAUUCUCUUCUCUUUUCUUGUUUAAACACUGUAUCAUGUCUCAUGUAUAACUGAGAAAAAGAGAGCAGGAAAUUGCUGAGCUAUUGUUAUGGCUAAUAACAUGGUCAAACUGUUGAAAACACCCACACAUUAAACCAGAGACUACUUCCA
This is a messenger RNA of Neoarius graeffei (lesser salmon catfish), 3915 nucleotides long. RefSeq names its product probable C-mannosyltransferase DPY19L4. The transcript is spliced from 20 exons. Gene Ontology annotation, cellular component: nuclear inner membrane. Bases 316 to 2679 code for a protein of 787 amino acids. The record is from RefSeq and is a predicted model, not a curated record. NCBI's taxonomy places the organism in Eukaryota, Metazoa, Chordata, Actinopteri, Siluriformes, Ariidae. Gene Ontology annotation, molecular function: mannosyltransferase activity.